AUGGCGGAGUCUGGGAUGAGUGGGGUUCUGGUGGCUCUCCUGGUGCUAUCCGCCAGCAUCCUCAUUCCCACCUCCUGGCCCCCAACCCCCAGCCCGUCUGUCAAACUCUUUCAGGGUACGGUCGUUGGAAAAGUCACUGUCGCGGAGGGAACAGGUGUUGAGCUAGAGCAAUUCCUCGGUAUUCCGUUUGCAUUACCGCCGACAGGUGAUUUGAGGUUUCGAGCGCCGCAGAAGAUACUCGACGACGAGUCUCGUGUUAUCAAAGCCACCGAGUACGGAUAUGCUUGCCUUCAACCCCCCUGGCCCGGAAGAUAUCAUGUUAGCGAUCCGAAGGCAAUGUCAGAAGACUGCUUGAAUUUAAAUGUAAUUCGACCGAAAAGUCAUUUAGGGGAGUUGUCGCUACCAGUGAUGGUUUGGAUCCAUGGGGGCGCUUUUGUGCUUGGCGGCUCAAGCGUGUAUAAUGGUUCGGAACUCGUUGCACAAAGUGUCAAAUUAGGACGUCCUAUUAUUUAUGUUUCGAUUAACUACCGUCUCAACCUGUUUGGCUUCUUGGCGUCCCCCCUGAUUGAGGAAAGCGAUGAUGCCCACCUGAAUGCUGGCUUGCAUGAUCAGCGCCUGGCCUUGUGGUGGAUCCAACGGAAUAUCGGAGCAUUUGGAGGCGAUCCAUCCAAAGUUACCGUUUUCGGUGAAAGCGCUGGAGCCAUGUCCAUUGCGGCACACUUGCUGUGGAAUCACGGCCGCGGGGCAGAGCAACUUUUCGGCGGAGCGAUUCUGCAGUCAGGGGCUGCCUCUGGGUUCCCCGUUCCUGAGCCCCUGGAUCACGCUCAAGCAUUCCAAGAUUUCAAUGGUCGGCUUGACUGUAAUUCCUCAUCAACCGAGAAAGCUGUUCUUAGCUGCCUUCGCAAAGUCCCCUCUGAAAUUCUAUAUCGAGACAUGGUAGACACCAUGCUUAUGGAUAGGAUUGAGCAAUUAGCUGCUGCGAGUUUACACCGUCCAUUUGCAUUUGUUCAAGAUGCACGGAAAGGGAUGGAUGGAUUUAUCUACGACCUUCCAAGUGUUAUAAUACAGAAUGGCCAUAUUGCAAAGGUGCCGAUUAUUAUUGGCGCAAACCUUGAUGAAGGGACCAUGUUCGCCCCCAGAGAUUUGAAAGAUGAGAAGACACUGGAGGAGUAUAUCCGAGUUGGAUGGAUAUUCCCGGCAGAAUCAAACAAAGGUGCAAGAUUGACAAGGAAACUCCUUUCAAAAUAUCCCGAUGAUCCUUCCCUCGGAAAAACAAACCAGUACAAACGUUUCAGUUCCAUCAUAGGGGAUUACCUUCUUGACAGUGGACGUCGAAUGCAGGCGCUAGCGACAUCGAAGUUGGGCGUCCCCGUUUGGAACUAUCUUUUCGAACAUUGUCCAAUUGAACCCCCUAAUCCUCACUGGGGUGUGCAUCAUUCUGCAGAGAUUCCGUAUGGUGAGAGCUCUCCUUCAAUUGUGCUCCCACUUUGUUUAUCAUCACCCCCAGCAUUCGGAGUUCAUGCGACGCGGAAAGACGAGCAUGGAGACGUCUCCAGGUACUUGCUAGCUGCCUGGAUCAAUUUCGCCUAUGACUUGGACCCCAAUGGGCGUUUGGCAUCAGAUGGGGCGCCAGGUUCUCUUGUGUGGCCAAAAUACACCGUUGACAAGCGGCUCACUCUCAACAUACGAACUCCGCUCAAAACGAAGGUGGUAAAUGAUGACUACCGAGGCGAUGCGAUUCAGUGGGUUGGUUCGGAUCUCGAAUUCAACAGAGCAACUAGACGGUAG
Molecule: messenger RNA, 1788 nt
Organism: Cantharellus anzutake
Lineage: Eukaryota; Fungi; Basidiomycota; Agaricomycetes; Cantharellales; Hydnaceae
Product: Alpha/Beta hydrolase protein
Exons: 11
Coding region: 1-1788 (595 amino acids)
Source: RefSeq, a predicted model, not a curated record